UUGAAACCGAUACUGAGGAAUACGGGAGAGUAUGGAGCUAUUCUUCCUGCUUUCUCCUGCUCCAGCAUUUCUCUUGUCCUCCUCAACCUCCACUAAAAGUCGUACGAAGAGCCCUUCUUUCUUCACAGGUAGUAGUACAUACAGAAGAAAUAGGAUGGAUGUGUUCUGCAUGCUUUCGCCUUAUUCAGUGGCUCACUUGCCUUCAUCUUCGGCAUUGAAAAGCACCCGCAUGGAGAGUCCCAUCUUCGACUCCGGUGGCCACUCCGUCAGAGUUCCAGAGUCUAAGAUUUUUCCAUUUUAUUCCAGAAAUGCGUCUUCCUUCGACUCAAGCCUGCCAGUUUUCAGAGGCGCCCCUGCUGCAACUUUAAAAAGCUUAAAGGUACAAGCAACCUCUAACCAAGAGGUUGAUAUUAUAGACAAAGAUACUGUGUUUGUUGCAGGAGCAACUGGUAGAGUAGGUUCACGUACUGUAAGGGAACUUCUAAAGCUAGGCUUUCGGGUUCGAGCAGGUGUUAGGAGUAGUCAGAGAGCUGAAGCACUUGUUCAAGGUGUUCAGCAAAUGAAGCUUGAUGGCAAGGAUGGAAAUCCUGAUGUACAACCUAUAAGAAAUCUUGAAAUUGUCACGUGUGAUUUGGAGAAUCAAGCGAGCAUAAUACCAGCAAUUGGCAAUGCCUCAGUAAUUAUUUGUAGCAUUGGAGCAAGCGAAAAGGAGGUUUUUGAUGUAACCGGACCGUAUCGCAUUGAUUAUAAAGCAACCAAGAAUCUAAUUAAAGCAGCAACCCUUGCAAAUGUUGAUCACUUCAUCUUGGUCACAUCUUUGGGUACAAACAAGAUUGGAUUUCCUGCUUCUUUUCUGAACUUGUUUUGGGGGGUUCUGCUAUGGAAGAGAAAGGCUGAAGUAGCUUUAAUUGCAAGUGGCCUUUCUUACACAAUAGUAAGGCCAGGAGGAAUGGAGCGACCUACAGACUCUUUCAAAGAAACUCACAACCUUGUUCUUGCAAAAGAAGAUACAUACUUCGGUGGUUUGGUCUCAAACCUGCAAGUCGCAGAACUCAUUGCGUUCAUGGCAAAAAAUAGGAGGCUUUCAUAUUUUAAGGUGGUGGAAGUAAUAGCAAAAAUAACUGCGCCUCUCAAGCCAAUGGAAGAGCUUCUUGGCAAGAUUCUACCACAAAGGGAAAUUCCAGGUCAAUUUGAGGUAGAUAGUAGGCCUGGUGUACAGUCCGACUCAACUGGUAUUGCAGAAGAGACCUUCAGUACAAAGACAGCGCCGAAGACAAGGCCACUCUCUCCUUAUUUUAUGUAUGAUGACUUCAAGCCUCCGACCUCUCCUACCCCAAGCAAAGCCAUAGCCAGCUCAAAGGUUACAAGAUCUGUUGAAACUGAACCAAAGCUUGAAUCAUCUGCUGAAAUCACAUUACCAUUGCCUGCAAAUGAAAUAACAGAGGGAGCAGCGCAGACAUCUCCUAACCACUGGCCUCAAUCUCCUUAUACUGCGUAGCAAUUCUCAUUAUUAGAAUUUAACAUCUGUACGAGGACUUGAAGCCACCUACCACACCUUUCCCUACUCCUAGCUCAGCCAAAGAAAAUCCCAAGGAUGGACCUGUGAAGUAGCAGCUAAGCUUGUAAAAUAUACGUUCGUUAUGGGAAAUAAUAUUUGGUCUGAUUUGGAUCGCCCGAAUCAGAUAGAGAAUUUGACUAGGAACAUGUUUUUUUAUGUGAGGGUCCAAGGGAAUUUUGGAUUGCGUUGCAUUGCUCUUUCUAAAUUCUAAUUUUCACAUAAUUACUGUGUUUUGAACUUU
Dendrobium catenatum is the source of this 1799-nucleotide messenger RNA. RefSeq names its product protein TIC 62, chloroplastic. The record is from RefSeq and is a predicted model, not a curated record. NCBI's taxonomy places the organism in Eukaryota, Viridiplantae, Streptophyta, Magnoliopsida, Asparagales, Orchidaceae. The coding region runs from base 32 to 1498 and encodes 488 amino acids. The transcript has 12 exons.